Messenger RNA from Acaulospora morrowiae, 807 nucleotides. The record is from the annotation of a GenBank genome assembly. NCBI's taxonomy places the organism in Eukaryota, Fungi, Glomeromycota, Glomeromycetes, Diversisporales, Acaulosporaceae.
GCCGAAAAAUUUUCGAUAGGUUGGUACGAACCUCACCCAGAUCCCGAAAAUGGGUCAACACCCUGUAUCUUUACUUCUGUUACCCCCGCUUGGAAUAAUCGUAAUUUGCUGAGACUUUCCGAAAAGAUUCGGAGUUGUUUAGUGUUUGCUCAUGUUAGGGCCUCGACCAUCGGCGCUUUAUCAGAAACUAAUUGUCACCCAUGGCAAUAUCAUAAUUUAAUGUGGAUACAUAACGGAAAUAUUGCAAACUUUAACAAGAUAAAGCGAAAAUUGCAACAGUCCUUAAGGGACGAAAUAUUUUUCCAUGUCCAAGGGAACACGGAUUCAGAGUGGGCGUUUGCGCUGUUUCUCAAUCAACUUGAAGACCCUAAGAAUGGAAAUUUUGAUUAUGAGACUUUGAGGAUGGCCAUGUUAAAAACCAUAGAUCAAUUAAACAUUUGGGCAAAAGAAGAAGGGAUAGAUGAGCCUUCUUUGCUCAAUUUUGCAGUGACCGACGGGCAAUCAAUAAUUUGCACUCGAUAUAUCAGCAGCAAAGAAAAUGAAGCGGCUUCUCUGUAUUUUUCUUCAGGCACUAACUUUGUGGAAUACAAACCAGGACAUUAUCGUAUGAUCAAAGCCGACAGGCGCAAUGAUAUUGUUCUUAUUGCAUCGGAACCGCUCACAUAUGAAAAAACGGAUUGGAUAACUAUCCCCUGCAACACGUGUGUGGUCAUAACCCCCAAAUUAAAUGUUCUCAUGUUCCCCAUUCGAGAUCAAUUCUACAAUCCAGACAGGACCAAAAAGCCCUGCCGAUAUUAUUCAUUAUAG